Cephus cinctus (wheat stem sawfly) is the source of this 913-nucleotide messenger RNA. RefSeq lists its product as uncharacterized. Bases 114 to 722 code for a protein of 202 amino acids. The record is from RefSeq and is a predicted model, not a curated record. The transcript is spliced from 3 exons. Lineage: Eukaryota; Metazoa; Arthropoda; Insecta; Hymenoptera; Cephidae.
GUACACCUCGCUGUGUGUUUUAAGAGAUAAAUAAAUAUUGCUCUCUACGUGUUACACUUGCAUAGUAGUAUUUCCCAGUAGCCCUGUCGUUAUGCUUUUCAUCCUAUCCUGGCAUGCCGUACCCUGGACUGCAAAAAGGAUCUCGUAACCUGGCAGGAACCAGGAACGAUUCAAUGGAGGAUAUAGAUCUUCUUCACGAUGCGCGUGGCCGUCCAGUUCCUGAGGACACUUUCGAAGACGAUUUCGUAUCCACUCAUCGUCGUUUCAAGGAACGUGCCGCAGCAGCCUUCGAGGACGAUCUGGCUGAGCUACGCCGCAAACGGAGAGAUAUGCAGGACAGGAUGUUCGACAUGAUAGACAUAAACGCUGAGAUAGAAAGGGCCAAGAAUACCUUGGAGGCAGCCGGCACUGCCUUCCAGAGACACGCGACGAAAUUCGACAACGAUGAAGACCUGAACGACCUCCCAUUGUCGCAAAAAAUAGAAAGGAGCCGAAAGCUCGCCGUCCUGGAUCCAAUAGAGAAGCCCAAGCCUAAGAUGCCUUCGAUUAAAUGGACCAAAAUGCAAGAACAGGACGAGGGUGAUUCUGAAAAGUUUAUGAGGGCUCGACAGGCCAGGAUCAAUUCCCUGAUAGCUGACAAUGUCCUUACCGAAACUCCAGGAGAGAAUCAGCCAAAGAGAAGGUCUUCCUUCCUUAAGAGAAAGAAGAGCGUGUCCUUCUAAAGGAUCACGAGCUCUUCCAGGAUAAAGAAUAUCACCCUACUGUAUGAAAAAUCUAAAGGAUAUUCCACGGCUUUGCGCUCCUGUCAAAAAACGUUGCUCUCUCUCUGCCGCGCGAUGUCAGUCUGUAAAUGUAAAUAUUAUCAGCAGGCCGAAUAAAGAAUCAGAGUAGUAAGGCAAGGCAAAGUUCGCAA